AUGGGCAAUGAAGAGUCAACCAUGGUGGAUGAUUCCGUCGCCCCUUCUGUGCUAGACGCACGCACCAUCGAGGCAGUGGCCCGGUAUAUCAAAAAGCAUGAUGUCAAGAAAGUGGUGCUGAUGGUGGGCGCCGGCAUCAGCACCUCAGCUGGGAUCCCGGACUUCCGCUCCCCGGAUACUGGAAUCUACGCCAAUCUGGCCUUCCUAGACCUGCCCGAGCCAGAGGCGGUCUUUGAUAUUGGAUUUUUCCGAGAGAACCCCAAGCCCUUCUACGCCUUGGCGCACGAGCUGUACCCCGGUCGCUAUCGUCCAACCAUUGUGCAUUCCUUUAUCAAGUUGCUGCACGAUAAGGGCAUGCUGUUGAAGCAUUUUACUCAGAAUAUCGACUGUCUGGAGCGUCAGGCUGGUGUGCCGGGCGAGAAAAUUAUCGAGGCUCAUGGCAGCUUUGCCUCGCAGCGCUGCAUUGACUGCAAGGAGACCUAUCCAGAUGAAGAGAUGCAUGCAAUGGUGUCCAAGGGCGAGGUCCCCCACUGCCACCACUGUAACGGGCUAGUCAAACCCGACAUUGUCUUCUUCGGUGAAGCCCUCCCUUCGUCAUUCUUUGAUAGCCGGGAUCUCCCCGCCGAGGCGGACUUAUGUAUUGUGAUGGGAACCAGUCUUCAGGUGCAGCCGUUUGCCAGCCUGCCCUCGUUUUGCAGCGACGGCGUGCCCCGUGUCCUCAUCAACAAAGAGAAAGUUGGAGGUCUGGGCUCCCGCAAGGACGACGUUCUCCUCCUCGGCGAUUGCGAUGCUGGGGUCCGCAAAUUCGCUCGAGCCCUGGGGUGGGAAGAAGAAUUGGAGCGCCUGUGGGAGGAGACCAAUCCGAACCCUCAGGAUCGGGCAGCGGAGACCGCUCCCCCGCAAACUAGGGAUGAACAGCUGCAGUCCGAAGUGGAUCGCCUGACGGAAGAAGUCGACCGAACCCUGGGGUUGACAGAUGCAUACCAGAGCAAAGUCCGCGAAAAGCUGGAGUCACACGAGGCACACCGCCAGUCUGAGGGUCUAGCCCAUGUUUUCCCUCAUCUGGCCCGUAAGCUGUCACAUUGA
This is a messenger RNA of Penicillium olsonii, 1086 nucleotides long. NCBI's taxonomy places the organism in Eukaryota, Fungi, Ascomycota, Eurotiomycetes, Eurotiales, Aspergillaceae. The record is from the annotation of a GenBank genome assembly.